Molecule: messenger RNA, 708 nt
Organism: Prorocentrum cordatum
Lineage: Eukaryota; Dinophyceae; Prorocentrales; Prorocentraceae
Source: the annotation of a GenBank genome assembly
AUGGGGUCGGAGGAUCGCGCCGCAUCGCCGGUGCAACGGCGAUGCGGCUCGAUGUGGAGCCCGAUGUUCUCCACGCCGAUGGCGCCGAUGCAUCGUCCAAAUCGCCGAUGCAUCGGCUUACACCGACACAGGAUUGCUGACAUUUUCGCUUCUUUCUACGAGCAGCUUUACAAGAGCCGCGGCACUACCGACGAGGAUCUGGACAAUGAAGUACCCUUGGAAAACGAACAGCACCAUACGUCAUCGCCUUUCCACGGCAGACCGCCCUUGGGCUUGAAGGAGCUCCGGCAUGCCAUCCGCCAGCUCCGGAAUGGCAAGUGCCCCGACACUGCAGGCAUCACUGCAGAGAUGCUCAGGUCUGGAGGCAAGUUUUUGGAGCAGCACCUCUUGAAGUUCUACAACGACAUCCUCCGACCCGAGCUGGAACCACCACGCCAAUGGAGACAGAUGACUAUCCGAGUCAUCCACACAUCGGGGGAUCCAGGACUACCCAAACAUGACAGACCAAUUGCUAUACUUUCUAUGCUGUACAAGUUGCUGGCGCGGCUCCUCUGCAACAGAUUGGGGACCAUCUUCGACGCGGACCAGAGCUCCGGCCAGGCUGGUUUCAGAAAGGGCUUCAGUACGGAAAACCAUGUGUUUACGACGGCGAUCAUACAAGAACGAUCCAACGAAUGGCAACUACCGGGAGGGGACAGCGGCCGUUGA